This is a messenger RNA of Portunus trituberculatus (swimming crab), 1047 nucleotides long. Its product is annotated as zinc finger protein 721-like. NCBI's taxonomy places the organism in Eukaryota, Metazoa, Arthropoda, Malacostraca, Decapoda, Portunidae. Bases 1 to 1047 code for a protein of 348 amino acids. The record is from RefSeq and is a predicted model, not a curated record. The transcript has 3 exons.
AUGAAGCACAGACACAAGAAGAUUGAUGUAGGGGUGAACAGACACAAGAAGAUUGAUGUAGGGGUGAACAGACACAAGAAGAUCGAUGUAGGGGUGAACAGACACAGGAAGAUUGAUGUAGGGGUGAACAGACACAGGAAGAUUGAUGUAGGGGUGAACAGACACAGGAAGAUCGAUGUAGGGGUGAACAGACACAGGAAGAUCGAUGUAGGGGUGAACAGACACAGGAAGAUCGAUGUAGGGGUGAACAGACACAGGAAGAUGGAUGUAGGGGUGAACAGACACAGGAAGAUGGAUGUAGGGGUGAACAGACACAGGAAGAUGGAUGUAGGGGUGAACAGACACAGGAAGAUGGAUGUAGGGGUGAACAGACACAGGAAGAUGGAUGUAGGGGUGAACAGACACAGGAAGAUGGAUGUAGGGGUGAACAGACACAGGAAGAUUGAUGUAGGGGUGAACAGACACAAGAAGAUUGAUGUAGGGGUGAACAGACACAAGAAGAUUGAUGGAGGGGUGAACAGACACAAGAAGAUUGAUGGAGGGGUGAACAGACACAAGAAGAUUGAUGGAGGGGUGAACAGACACAAGAAGAUUGAUGGAGGGGUGAAGAGACACAAGAAGAUUGAUGGAGGACACAAGAAGAUUGAUGUAGGGGUGAACAGACACAAGAAGAUUGAUGUAGGGGUGAACAGACACAAGAAGAUUGAUGUAGGGGUGAACAGACACAAGAAGAUUGAUGUAGGGGUGAACAGACACAAGAAGAUUGAUGUAGGGGUGAACAGACACAGAAGAUUGAUGGUGAACAGACACAAGAAGAUUGAUGUAGGGGUGAACAGACACAAGAAGAUUGAUGUAGGGGUGAACAGACACAAGAAGAUUGAUGUAGGGGUGAACAGACACAAGAAGAUUGAUGUAGGGGUGAACAGACACAAGAAGAUUGAUGUAGGGGUGAACAGACACAAGAAGAUUGAUGUAGGGGUGAACAGACACAAGAAGAUUGAUGUAGGGGUGAACAGACACAGGAAGAUUGACGUAGGGGUGAAUUAA